AUGUUUAUCUACGUUCCCUUCGAGCUUCCAUUCUUUGCUUUGAAUCCCGAACUGAACGUUGUAGCUCCUUGUAGAGCAUGGGACAUAACCGGCAGAGAAGAAGCUAUUGAGUAUGCUAAGAAGCAUAAUGUUCCUGUCCCAGUGACAAAGAAAUCUAUAUACAGCAGAGAUGGGAACUUAUGGCAUCUAAGCCACGAGGACUUCCAGUUUCGGUCAACGGGAAGGAGCUGUCACCAGCUUUACUGCUCUCUGAGCUCAACCAAAUUGGUGGAAGACAUGGGAGUUGGCCGUGUUGACAUGGUUGGCAUGAAAAGCCGAGAAAUGUAUGAUACUCCUGGUGGUACAAUCUUGUUCAAUGCAGUACGCGAGCUGGAGUCCUUAACUCUGGAUAGAGAAAUGAUGCAAGUUAAAGAUUCAUUGGCCAUCAAAUAUGCAGAGCUCGUGUAUGCAGGUAGGUGGUUCAACCCUCUUCGGGAAUCCAUGGAUGCAUUCAUGGAGAAAACCACCGAAACAACAACAGGUUCAGUGACUGUAAAGUUAUACAAAGGCUCAGUUACAGUAACUAGCAGGAAGAGUCCAGACCGUCUGUAUAGCUAA
Ziziphus jujuba (common jujube) is the source of this 597-nucleotide messenger RNA. RefSeq names its product argininosuccinate synthase, chloroplastic. The transcript is spliced from 2 exons. Gene Ontology annotation, molecular function: argininosuccinate synthase activity; ATP binding. Lineage: Eukaryota; Viridiplantae; Streptophyta; Magnoliopsida; Rosales; Rhamnaceae. Gene Ontology annotation, cellular component: cytoplasm. The record is from RefSeq and is a predicted model, not a curated record. The coding region runs from base 1 to 597 and encodes 198 amino acids. Gene Ontology annotation, biological process: L-arginine biosynthetic process; urea cycle.